Molecule: messenger RNA, 2000 nt
Organism: Acanthochromis polyacanthus (spiny chromis)
Lineage: Eukaryota; Metazoa; Chordata; Actinopteri; Pomacentridae
Gene: srpx2
Product: sushi-repeat containing protein X-linked 2
Exons: 10
Coding region: 236-1591 (451 amino acids)
Source: RefSeq, a predicted model, not a curated record
ACUACCAGGAUCCUCACUUCACAAAAGCUGCGGAGACUCUGGUGGGACAGCAGAGCUUGUUGUCUUCAGUGAGGAUUAUUAACUCCAGGUUUUUGAAAGGUGUUUGAAUACACUGGAAUUAAUCUUAUCUUAGACUGUAGUACUUUGGUGUUGGACUCUGGAACCGUCCAGCACAGAAAACUUUUUUUCCUCCCUCUUUCUUUCUGUCCAGGAGUCUAAUCUUUGAGUUCCUGACAUGCUGUUGUGCUGCUCUGCUGCUGUGUUCAUCUUAUUCCUCACAGCUGGCUCGGGGACAACAGUAUAUGACAGCUACAAUGACUUUGUAGAGGAAGAUGACACUCCUCAGCUGGACUACAAAAACCCUUACUGGUGCCACUCUCCGGGUCUGACCAAUGGCGAGGUGACCUGCCACUCCCCUCGAGGUGGGGCCUACAGGAGCACCUUGGGCACCCGCUGUGAGAUGAGCUGCGAUCGAGGGUACCGGCUGAUCGGAAGAAGCUCGAUUCAAUGCCUCGCCAAUCGUCGCUGGUCUGGGACUGCUUACUGCCGCAAGGUGCGUUGCCACGUGCUGCCCCUCAUUCCUCACGGCAGAUACACCUGCACGCAGGGCUUUGUGGUGGACUCCAGGUGUGACUUUACCUGUGCUCCCGGCUAUCGCAUCGAGGGGGAACACUCACGCACCUGCCUGCAUGGCGGUUCAUGGAGCGGAGUGCAGCCAGAGUGUUCGGAUACCGAUCCGCCAAAGAUCAAGUGUCCUCCGUCCAGACUCAAGGUCGCCGAGCCUGGAAAGCUCACUGCCAUGGUCACCUGGGACCCACCAGCUGCCACCGAUACUGCUGACAAAUCACUGGAAGUGAUAUUAGUGGGCCAGCAGCCAGGCACCGACUUUAAAGAGGGAGCAAACAUUAUCCGAUAUAAAGUGUACGAUCAAGCCAGGAACAGAGCUGCCUGCAAGUUUAUUGUACGUGUCGAGGUGAGAAGAUGCCCAGAAUUACCUCCACCUCUGCAUGGUUACCUCACCUGCUCCUCUGACGGGAAUAACUACGGUGCAACAUGUGAAUACCACUGUGACGGAGGACAUGAACUAAAGGGGGUGUCCAGUCGAGUCUGUCAGUUCAGCCGCAACUGGGGUGGAAACCCUGCUGAAUGUGUUUCAAUGGAGAUUAAAUCGGAUGUAAAGACAGUCUCUGCUCUCCUGGAUCAGUUCUAUGAAAAGAGGAGGCUGCUGAUCAUGUCUGCACCAAACAUCUCUGACCCAGACUACCAGAUGCAGAAUGUCAUGAUACAAAAAUCAGACUGUGGAUUAGACCUACGACACGUAACCGUCAUCGAGCUUCUGGGCUCCCCGCCUCGUGAGACGGGCCGCAUUAGAGAACGUCUGCUUCAGUCUGAAGUCAUCGAAGGUUUGAGGCAAGUUUUCAGAAUCUCCAGAUACUACUUCAGCAUGGUGCUGCUGGAUGAGCUCGGACUGGACCGAGAGCGAUUCAUUACCCCGGUAGCUUCAGAGGAGCUGUUCUCCUACAUAGACAGCUUCCUGCUGGAUGAAGAGGAACGAGAGAGGCUGGAGCUCCGCAGAGAUUUCUGUGACUAAUUCAAUAAACCUCUCUGGUUGCCACAGCAAUGAACUCCUCAGUAUUACUAACACAAGAUAAGGAAGGACAAACAACCAGAAACCAGGUCCAGACUAACAUCUGAGUGGAAAAGAAGAAGAGACGGCAGUUCCUCCUGUUCAAAUGUGAUCACUAUACGACACUGAAGCACCAGCACUGUUUGCUCUCUGUCAGAUCAUCAGCUGAGGGGCCUGGAGGACAGAAACUGGAGCUUAUUAUAUUGGGGAACAACACAGAGCACCAAAUAUAUGCGCACAGAUUGAAACAUGAAUACAGAACACUUGGUUGGAUGCAAGAUGUGGAUUUGUAAUUUCUUUAAAACUCCCGUUUGUUAAUCUGAGAUUUAACGAGAGCUAAAACUACCCAGCUAAUAAACUACUCACUAUCAAG